AAGAGCCCCGGAACCCGGCCGGCCGCGCGGGCCCGCGCUCCUCCGCCAGCCCGCGGCCGCACUCACCAGCUCCGGAAUCCGCCCCGUGGCCCUCGGCCGCGCUCCAGAGCCGGCAGGGAACGGCGGCGGCGCGGGCUCCACGUGCAGCGCCUCUCCGGAGGCGUCCGGUCGCGGACUGUCUCCGAGGCGCUUCCUGUCCGGUGAGCGUCGAACGACUGAAGCGGUGGCCCAUAAUGCAUUGCGAUGGCGGGUAGGCGUGUGUAGGCGGAGCCAGGGCCGGAAGUAGAACGGUGGCGGCGGCGGUGACUCUGGCAGCUCGGGACUGAGUGCAAGUACCAGAGACUCACCAUGAUUCUUCAGAGGAUCUUCAGGCUGUCCUCUCUCCUUCGGUCGGCAGUCUCUGUGAACUUGAGGAGGAACAUUGGUGUUACAGCGGUGGCGUUUAAUAAGGAACUUGAUCCGGUACAGAAACUCUUCGUGGACAAGAUAAGAGAGUACAAAUCAAAGCGACAGACAUCUGGAGGACCUGUUGAUGCUGGCCCAGAGUAUCAGCAAGAUCUGGACAAAGAGCUUUUUAAGCUUAAACAAAUGUUUGGUAAAGGAGAUAUGAAUACGUUUCCUACCUUCAAAUUUGAAGAUCCCAAAUUUGAAGUCUUCGACAAACCCCAGUCCUGAAGAAUACUAUAAAAUCCAUCUGGUAAUUUAGUUGUACAACUAAUUAAAAAAAUUCAAAUAAACUUUCAUUUCACAGUUA
Messenger RNA from Microtus oregoni (creeping vole), 754 nucleotides. RefSeq names its product ATP synthase peripheral stalk subunit F6 (gene Atp5pf). The record is from RefSeq and is a predicted model, not a curated record. Lineage: Eukaryota; Metazoa; Chordata; Mammalia; Rodentia; Cricetidae. The transcript is spliced from 5 exons. Gene Ontology annotation, molecular function: proton transmembrane transporter activity. The coding region runs from base 349 to 675 and encodes 108 amino acids. Gene Ontology annotation, biological process: proton motive force-driven ATP synthesis.